Molecule: messenger RNA, 1529 nt
Organism: Prorocentrum cordatum
Lineage: Eukaryota; Dinophyceae; Prorocentrales; Prorocentraceae
Source: the annotation of a GenBank genome assembly
CGUAGCCAUUUUGGCUCAAGCCUGCCUUGGGCGCCAGGCGGGCGGCAGCGUUGGGUCCUGCGCUUCUCGCUUGCUCAGGGGGAAGCGUUAUCCUCUUGCCGCGGCCAUGGCCCAGGCGGUGGCUACGGUCCCGCCCCCGCGGGGGGGCGAGCGCAGGCUGCUGGCGGCGAUGGCGCCGCUCGUGCAGGCCGCAGCGCAUGGGGCAGCGGCUGGAGGCGGCACCCGCCAGGUGGUGGCGGCCGCGGCGGCGGCGGCCAUCCGCGCGUGCGCGGAGGUGCUGGCUGAAGGCGAUAGCGACGACGGCGAGAUCGACAAGGAGGUGGCAGUGCGCGAGGAGCUCGCACGGCCGCACCUGCGGCUCCACGUCGCCGCUGGGCGCCAUGGGGCGCGGGCCCAGCCCUCUGGGGCCUGCCGCGCAUUCCGCCACUGGGCGCUCCACGCGGGCUUCGGGGGCGGGGCGGCGGCGGCGCCUGCGACGGCGGCGGAGGCCAAGAGGCGCAUCCGAUGCCGUGGCGGCCUGGAGAGGGACCCGCCGCCUGCAGGCACGCUGGGGCUGGAGGGCAGCAGCGGGGACUCCUUUUCCGAGGACGCGUCGGAGGUGCCGAACGUGCUGAGCGAGAAUGGGGAGAUGAAGGACAUCGAGGGCGCCCCAAACUGCAAGGCCACGGAUGAGCUGAAGGAGAGGUCCUUGCUUAAGCCAGUGGCGAAGCGGAUGGGGGUGCCGACGGAAAAGGCCAGCGAGUACGCCCCAGACACCAAGGGUGAGAAGGUGGGGGUGCUGGUCUCGGACAUGAGCGUUGGAGACGUGCUGGGCCUGGGUGACACUCGCAUCUGCAAGGGGAAGUUCCGGUGCGACCCCGAGAAGCAGAAGGAGCUGAGGAAGCAGGGCGCGCUGGUCGGGGGCACGGUCGACAACAGCGCGGAGGCUUGCGCGCAGGACUGGUUCAUCGGGGAGCUGUCCGUCGAGGUGGGCACGCAGGCGGUGGACCAGGUCGAGGGCGAGGGGCAGCAGCAAGGCGUCGGCUCCGUCAAGAGCGACGCUGACCGAGUGCCGCCCCUCGAGCACGCGCGGGAGGUCAAGGUCGAUGCGCAGGAGCGGCUGGCUGCGGCCGUGGCGGCCCAGGCGGCAAUCCUGAGCGGCGAUCUGGCCGAGGGGCUGCGGUUGCUCGAGGCGGCUCAGGUCUUCGGCCAGGCUGAGUGAGGCGUGCAGUUGCGUUCUGCAUGUAGAUCUGGUCUCGCCUCGGUGGGUGGGGUGGGGUGGGGGGGGGGGGGGCGUCUGAGGCGGAUUGUCCCUUCCGCCUGCCCAGGCCCGAAGUGGCCGCCCCGUUUUGGCGUCGUAGGGGUUUCCCUUUUGCUUUGAAGGCCCCGUCUUUAAUUUUAACUUUAACGCACAGGAGCACGGCAGAACAUCUAGGAGCACGGCAGGGUUGGACCAUGGCAGAACACACAGGGGCACGGCACAUCCCUACGCCUUGAAGGCCCCAUCUUUAACUGUAAUUUUAACACACAGGAGGCCGGUAGAUAGCUUG